Molecule: messenger RNA, 1507 nt
Organism: Ailuropoda melanoleuca (giant panda)
Lineage: Eukaryota; Metazoa; Chordata; Mammalia; Carnivora; Ursidae
Gene: DHRS1
Product: dehydrogenase/reductase 1
Exons: 9
Coding region: 228-1139 (303 amino acids)
Source: RefSeq, a predicted model, not a curated record
CAGUUGAGGAGCAGCCCUGACCGAUCUUUACCUCCACCCCCGCAGCCGGUUCCCGACCAGAACGAGGACUGGCUGCCCAGCUUCACGCUCUGACUUGGUUGCGGUCGCCCCAUCCUGCCCCCGCGGCCGAAAUUGAAGUUCUCGAAGUCCAAGGACUUUGCGAGCUAGACGGUGCCGGGACUCCAAGACCGCACGGGUAGCAGAUUUCCCCCUUUUGCUUGUGAAUCAUGGAAGCGCCCAUGAAGGGCCAAGUGUGCGUGGUGACUGGUGCUUCCAGAGGUAUUGGCCGUGGCAUCGCCUUGCAACUCUGCCAAGCAGGUGCCACAGUUUAUAUCACUGGCCGCCAUAUGGACACCCUGCGGGCCACUGCUGAGGAGGCCCAAUCUCGAGGGGGCCAGUGUGUGCCUGUGGUGUGUGAUUCAAGCCAGGAGAGUGAAGUACGAAGCUUGUUCGAGCAAGUGGAUCGGGAACAGCAGGGGCGUCUGGAUGUGCUGGUCAACAACGCCUAUGCUGGAGUCCCGGCAAUUGUGAAGAACAUUAAGAAAGCAUUCUGGGAAAUCCCUGCCUCCAUCUGGGAUGAUAUCAACAAUGUGGGACUGAGAGGCCACUACUUGUGCUCGGUGUAUGGAGCACGGCUCAUGGUUCCAGCUGGCCGGGGGCUCAUCGUGGUCAUCUCCUCCAUUGGGGGGCUGCAGUAUUUCUUCAAUGUCCCCUAUGGCGUGGGCAAAGCUGCGUGCGACAGGCUGGCUGUGGACUGUGCCCAGGAGCUGCGGCGCCACGGGGUCAGCUACGUGUCUCUGUGGCCAGGGUUGGUGCAGACAGAACUAAUGAAGGAGGUCGUGGUGAAAAACGACAAUGCCGAUGAUCCCCUGUUCAGUCAGCUCAUAUCUAAUUUCUCCUCUGCGGAGACCACAGAAGUGAGUGGCAAAUGUGUGGUGGCUUUGGCAACAGACCCCAAUGUCCUGAGGCUGAGUGGGAAGGUGCUGCCAUCUUGUGACCUUGCUCGACGCUACAGCUUUCAGGAUGUGGAUGGCUCUUCAGCCAAGGUGGAGGUGUCUAAGGAGUGGGAAGUGAAGAUCGAACCCUCCUCCUCUUCCUGUGGUCUGCAGGCCGCCCUGUCCAAGACUAUUUGUCUUUGAGCUCUGUCCUCUCCCAUGGCUUCAGCCUGGGCUGGCUGGCCUCCUACUUGCCUGGCUUCCUCCGUAUGCCCAAGUGGAUUAUGACCCUCUACACUAGCAAGUUCUAACCCUCCUGGCCUGACGUCAUAACUCUGCUCACUCUCGGGCUACGUGGUAAGGCCUGUCUCAGUGAAACCAGGCAGCGUCUCCUGCAUACUGCAUACCCUUGAUAGGAAGAAAAGCCCUCCAGUGUGUGUCCUGGGUGAGCCCUGGGGGCCCUGAUGGAUCCUCCUUUAUGCCUUAAUUUUACCUGCCCCUACAUUUCACUUUCUGCCUUAGUAUUGAAAAACACUCUGGAGGCUAAUAAAGUCUGAUUUCUCUUUCAGCAA